AUGGCAAAUAAGUACCAUGUUCGCUCAAUUAGCUUGCCCUCUAGAUCUCAUCCUACCACCGUUAGAGUGGAGGAGGAGCUGAGCAAGCUAAAGACUUGGGAAGGAACAUUCGUAUCCUCAUCAGAGUCCAUUCACACUGCCCUAUCCUUGCUUCAAGAUCUCUACCUUGCCUUGGAUGGUCUUCUCAACCUGCCAUCCACCCAACAAGUGAUUUCUCUCCACAAAGGUGACAAAUGUGUGGAAGAGGUGUUGGAUGGCUCUAUGAGAAUUUUGGACAUGUGUGGCGUAACGAGGGACACCAUGUUGCAAAUUAAGGAAAAUGUCCAAGCCCUUCACUCUGCCCUUCGAAGAAGAAAAGGAGAUUCAAGUGUUGAAACAAGUGUGGCCGAGUACAAAUUGUUCGCUAAAAAGAUGAAGAAGAAUGCCAGUAAGUUUAUCACAUCGUUAAAGCAGAUGGAUGGCAAAUUUGGGGUGUCCCCACUUUUGGAUCUUGAUCACCACCUUGCUUCUGUGACUAGAGUGCUCAGGGAAGUCAUUGUGAUCAACUUGACAGUAUUCCAAUCUAUUUUGUUAUUCUUGACCGUGUCAUCAUCCACUUCUAAGGCAACCAAAUGGUUGCUGGUGGCCAAAUUGAUGCACAAGGGGGUAAAACCAUGUGAGGACAAUUCUGGGAAUGUCAAUGAGUUGCAUUGUGUGGAAAUAGCUUUGAACACUCUUCUAAACGAAGGCACUCAUGAUGAGAAGAUUCGUGUGGCGCAUGAAAGAUUGGAGGUUUUGGAGAAUGCCAUUGGAAGUAUAGAGAAUGGCUUAGAGAGUGUUUUUAGGCGCUUGAUUAAAACCAGAGCUUCCCUUUUGAAUAUAAUCUCCCAGUAG
Messenger RNA from Sphenostylis stenocarpa, 873 nucleotides. Lineage: Eukaryota; Viridiplantae; Streptophyta; Magnoliopsida; Fabales; Fabaceae. The record is from the annotation of a GenBank genome assembly.